AUGAAGUUUUUUCUCUUAAUUGCUCUCUGCUCUUUCUCUACGGUCUCUGCUCUUGCAUCUGCUCCUCUGGAAGGACUCCUCUCAAAUGGCAACUUUGAAGAGGAACCAAAGCCCACUGACAUCAAGAAAACAGUGCUCCAAGGCAAAAAUGCACUGCCCAAAUGGGAAAUCAAUGGCUUAGUUGAGUACAUUUCCGGCGGGCCACAACCUGGCGGAAUGUACUUCGCCGUCCCUCACGGUAUCCACGCCGUGAGGCUCGGGAACGAGGCCUCGAUUUCCCAAACAAUCCCGGUCAAGAAUGGGACAUUAUAUGCACUCACAUUUAGUGCAUCAAGAACUUGUGCGCAAGAUGAGGUGUUGAGGGUUUCUGUUCCUCCUCAAUCAGGAGACCUUCCUCUACAGACUCUGUACAGCAGCAAUGGUGGAGAUACUUAUGCCUGGGGAUUCAUAGCCAAAUCUGUUUCUGUGAAGGUUAUUUUUCACAAUCCUGGAAAGCAAGAAGAUCCUGCUUGUGGGCCUCUCUUGGAUGCUGUUGCUAUCAAAGAACUUUCCCCUCCGAAGCCCACUAAAGGAAACUUGGUCAAGAAUAAUGGUUUUGAGGAGGGUCCUCAUCGCUUGUUCAACUCUUCCCAUGGUGUCCUGCUGCCUCCCAAACAGGAAGAUCUUACAUCCCCACUUCCUGGCUGGAUUAUCGAAUCACUCAAGGCUGUAAAAUUCAUAGACUCGAAGCAUUUUAACGUCCCUUUUGGACGUGCAGCAGUAGAACUUGUCGCAGGCAGAGAGAGCGCCAUUGCCCAAAUCAUCAGGACAGUCCCCAACAAGGUCUAUAAUCUUUCAUUCACUGUAGGAGAUACAAAGAAUGGUUGCCAUGGAUCGAUGAUGAUUGAAGCAUUUGCUGCUAAAGUUACCAUGAAAGCACCCUUCAAGUCGGAAGGAAAGGGGAAUUUUGAGACAUUCAGUUUCCAGUUCAAAGCAGAAUCAUUCAGGACCAGAUUAACUUUCUUCAGCUCUUUUUAUCACACCAAGAUCAAUGACUUUGGAACUCUUUGUGGCCCUGUUCUUGAUGAAGUUAUUGUAUCUGCAGCUGCUAAGAUUUAA
This is a messenger RNA of Fraxinus pennsylvanica, 1098 nucleotides long. Lineage: Eukaryota; Viridiplantae; Streptophyta; Magnoliopsida; Lamiales; Oleaceae. The record is from the annotation of a GenBank genome assembly.